This is a messenger RNA of Bacillus rossius redtenbacheri, 4548 nucleotides long. RefSeq lists its product as uncharacterized. The transcript is spliced from 6 exons. NCBI's taxonomy places the organism in Eukaryota, Metazoa, Arthropoda, Insecta, Phasmatodea, Bacillidae. The record is from RefSeq and is a predicted model, not a curated record. Bases 485 to 1426 code for a protein of 313 amino acids.
GGUUAAUGUGGAGGGCAAGUAUUUUCAGAAUUUUUAUAUUUUAAUUUAGUCAGAUUGCUAUAAUUUGGUUAGGUAUUAACGUAUAUUUUUCAUCAGAUACCAAUGUAUCAGUCAAGUUAAUUAAUCCCAGCCAUGUUGUUUAUUUAGGCUAACAAUCAAUGUUUAAAUUAUAUAACAAUUAGAGAGUUGAAGUUCAUAUGAGUGCAGGGAAGGAUAUAGAAGAAAAAAGUUGGGAAAAGCCAUUGUUUAAAUAUGGCUUGAUCGUAUAUUGAGUUCCACGAAAAUGUGUUGUAACUUCAGAAAAUGGUCUUAAUAUAUCAAGAGUGGCAAUUGAUAAUAAUCCUGUGAAGUUUGGCCACAAAUUGAAGUAUCAGUUGUUUUAAUCAGGUUUGAUUUAGCUGAGUUUUGGCCAUUCUCAGUAUUUGCAAUGCCUCAGGCUUGAUUUGGUUCAAGAAGAAUUUAGUUGAAUCGUUCAGUGAAAGCUAUGGCGAGAUGGGGUACCUGGGAGUUCGACCCAAAACUCAGUGGCAAGUUAGAAGAGCUGGCCACUAUUCCAGGGAACUGCCCGGAAAACAGUGAAUGGUAUCUCCUGUUCAGCUCUGCACAUCUGUUCACAGGUUCACAGCAGGAAGGAGACCAGCAGGAGCUUUGUGACGGCGACAAAGUCAGGCUGACACAAUUCAUCUCACACUCGACACAGCAACCUCUUCUUGCUGAAGAUCAGGCCGACAGUCCGACCAGCGAUCUCGUCGAGAAUGUCUCUGAGAUGUCAGCGGAGUGGCUCGGCUCGCUGACGGACCGCCAGGCGGAGCUGACAUUCUUGCGGCUGCCGGACGAGAGCGCAGAGUGUGCCAUCUCGGCUGUCUGCGAGACCGGCCACGCGAUGCUCGCAACCUUGCUCUGUACCAAGUUCCUCCUGCCUUAUAUGCAGAGGAACCCUAACAUAGAUGACACCAUCGUGGGUGACUUGCAACGUUUCGCUGCAAGUUUUCCUAGCAUUGCAUGCGCAAAUCUUUUUGUGCCUCUCAUGACCGGCCCGGAGUUCGACACUGUUUCCCUCCAAGCAGUUGUGAAGUCAUUCUCGCCCCAGAUGAUGUCUACGUUUUUAAGCUGCUUCCUGGAGCGAGUGGCCAGGGGCGGAUCACUCCACGAGUGGCAGCUCCCCGUGUUGUGCCUCGCCUCACACCUGUUUGGCCAGCCGGCGUUUGCACGGCCCGUGGUCCGUUUGCUGGCGACAGGCCGCGGCCCACUCGCGGGGAGCACAGCGUACGGCCAGCUGGUGACCAAAGCGGCAGGCGCUCUGGGGGCCGACGCCCCGCCCGAGGUUGUCGCGGAGAUGGUGGAGACGGUGGAGAGCCUUGAGACCGUAUACCGGAGCCUGGCCAUGUUUGCCUUGAAGGACACCUUCCCCUUGAGCCAGGAGUAGCUGAUGCAGAGACACUCGUGAAACCAUUGUCCAAUGUCAACACUUUCACAACGUUACAAAUUUCAAGCAUGAUAAUAAUUUCUGGCGUUAGCAUUUCCAUGAUGAGUCUUGACUUCAUUUUUACAGUUCUGUCUUUCAACUCAACUUGAUCUUUCCAUUUUGAUAACUUAUUUAUUUUGUAGCGACAGUUAUACAAAUUUUCAGUUGGAAUGGCAUCUACUGUUGAGUCAGCUAGUGUUAAUAUUGAAAUUACAUAUUUAAUGUAUUUAAUAAUUUCGGUUUCUCUAGCCUACCUCUCUCAGUUUUAAGAAUUGUAUCAAAAAGCUUGUGUCUGAAGAUCAAGGUAAAUUUUGUCAAAAGUAUGUUAAAUACUAUCAUCUUGACUAGACCUUGUAAUAAAGUGUAAACAAAAUCAAAUGUACGUUUUAUAUUUGUGUGUAAUGUUUGCGACGACGGUGACAAUACACUUUGACAUGCACAAAAUCACACUUAAUAGAAAAAACCUAACUUAAACUAAUUUAUUUUAAACUACAGAUGGAAUUUGUUAUUACUCUCAAUUUCAAAGCAUCUAACAAUUCUUUCACUUGAGUGAAUUAUCUUUACUAUCAAAUGUUAAUUAUUUUGAUGUCCUUUAUUUUAACUAACUUCAGUCCGGUAGAGCUUGGACUACAGGGUACGAAACUUGCAGUACCAGUCAACCAAAAUAGCAAUACGUUAUUCCAAUAUCAAAUUCCAUCUAUACUAGCUAAUACUAUCUAGCUCGGGAUCGCGAUUCCGGAAUUUGAUUUGUAAAUCUAAAGAUGAACAAGUUAAUCGGUUUCCUUUACAAAGAAUAUUCAAUAUAAUAUAACAGAUUCUAGUUCUGGGAAAAAUGUUUGUCUUUCUUAAAUUGUAAUUAGCUCGGGUACUUCUAUAUUCAGCGAGUCUUCGGGUGAUGGGGUAAGGGACCAAACCUUGCUGCAGGAUACCCAAGAGACGUGUAGGUUCUCGGAGACUCCUUAGUUCGACUCAUCCAGGACUGCGAUAUUGGUGUUGCUCCUCCGUCCUCUAGCGUGCGGCAGGAAUACGCGAUGUCACGACUCCAUCCUUCAGACUAUGGGCGGCGACUGGGCUGGACUGCGCGACGUUCAUCCUUCCCGGGCUCGAACUGCGACUUUUCAAUCUUCAAACAGGAUUCUUCUUUCUUCGGAAUUAUAAACGGCAUUUAAUCUUCGUAGUUUUCAAAGCAAAUUAGUCAUUUGGCUAUCUCUUGGACACUGAUUUUUUGUCGACUUCUCUUCUUAAGUAAUUAUUUAAAAUCUUGAUGUCUGAGUAUUAUCUUAGUCGAUUAAAAUUAUUAUUUUCUUCAAACUCAGUUAAUAUUGGCAUUAAUAACCAUUUCCAAUCUUCUAUAAAUAUUCAAUUAUAAAUCAAUGUCAAAAUCGUUGCAUUCUAGCUGUUGUCUUAAUCAAGUCUCAAUUCGUUCUAAAAGAAUUUUUUCCCCGUCACUAGUAAACGAUUUUCUUUAGUUUGUUGUUAAAACAAAAACUAGUAAAGUUACUAACCAUUACUGAUGUGUUCAUCUUUAAAUUAAUAGUUGUUUCAAAAAAUACUGCUAUGCUAGCCUUCACAAUAUUUGAAAUAAAAAAAUAACAUAGAGUAAUACAUAGACAAAACGAUAACCAAAUAAAUUUAGUCUGAAUUAAUCAUAGAGCCCAAAUAUAAACAUACGGAAUAAAAUGUAAUUAAACAAAAUAAAUACUAAAGGAAAUUAAAUAUUUACUUUCUAUAAAGUGUAAAUAUUGCCUUUAUACUACAUAGUUCUAAAUUUCUUGCAUUUCUUGAUGUGUAAUUCAAAAGUUGUUGUUGCAUUGGAAUUUGUUAACAUAUUUAAUUGAAAUGAAUUGAACACAUACAAGCUGAAACUAAAUCAUAAGACCGCUUAUUAAAUAUGUUUACCGUAGAAACAUAUUUUAAACACAUAGUAAAAUUUCCUCUGAUAGAUGAAGUACUGGUUGCAUUAUGUAAAAAUUUGGCUUAUAAUAUAUAUUAAUUUAGAUUAAAAACAGACGGUAAAAUUUGUAUUGCUACGUAUUAUUAAAACAAUAAUCGUCGUGCGAAAACUACUGGGUUCGUAAAUGGAUAGCCCAAUUAAAGAUAUUACUACACCGUUUUAUUAAAUUCCAAUAUUUACAUCACUAACAAAUAAUCUUCUAAAAAUGCCUAAUAAUCAAUUACACCUAAAGAAAUGUUUAUUCCCCAGUCACUCUGUUUUUACACACCGCACACCUCGCUGGGCCGCACCUCUGGCACAACUCUCGCCGCAGCACUCCUCGUGGACCUCCGUCGCCACCGUCGCACUUCCCUUCACCGAGAUCCACUUGACACUUCGCUCAAAACUUCGCUCGGGACUCUUGCCGCACCUGUGGCACUCUCACCACCCAACUAUCGCCGAGAAACUCGCUCAGGAACUCCGCCGCACCUGCGGCACUAUCGCCCGGUCUAUCGCAUCGGAACUGAACUCAACUAAACUCUCUGAGGCCGGCGUCCUGGGCUUAUAUAGGCCCAGGCGCCACUUCUAGAAAUCGUGAGCGCGGCUGGGGCCAGUCGCGUAAUUCCGCGCCGACCCGACGCCAGAUUUAUCAAGAAAGGCGUCUGGAGCUCGCACGACCGCAGGCAGAAUUCCACUGCUGCCAGGUGUCGGGUAACGACACUGAGAUAGAGCGCAGUGCGGAUAGCGGAGGGGAGCUGAUGGGGGAAGCGACAACCCUUGUGAUCCACAACGCGCGCGCGGCACGUCUCGCGUUGGGGCGGCCAUGUGUCAUCAGUGGCCGUGCGUGGCUGCCAGCCAGCUCCAACUCUGCGCACGCCGCGACCCUACUCAUGGUCGUAACAGUAUAUUAUGUGAUGAAGACUUUAUUGAUGCAAUUUUUAUGUAAUAUUGUUUUGUUUAAUGUAUAUACGUAUUUUAUUGUAAUCUAUUUUAAUAACAUAGACUAGUUUUUCCUAUAUUUGUAUUUUAAAUUUUAGUUAAUAGUAAUUAUUCAUUUUGUUUGUACAUAUGUAUAUAUUAAACAUUUUAAGUCCUGGAGUAUUUGACUACAUAUGGGAUCCACAGAACAAAAAUAAAAUAAAUAAACAAA